UUUUCCAGCUGUUUUUCGGAAAAUACAAACCCAUAAAUGACUAACCUAGUUAGCACUCAAGGGUGUGGCCUCGUUACCAUGGAAGUGAUUCCAGCCAAACAAUAACGCCAAGUGAUUUCUCCUCGUUAGCCUUAGCCUUGAGUAGCAAUGUUAUUUAGUACCUGCGUUGGUGAUAGAAGAUAGCAGGUACACGAUGAAAUAGUCAAGGUGCUUUGUUCGCCACCAUUAAAAAAAAUUGAAGUAAUCUUGGUUCAAUUUGCAUAUUACAUAAACUCCACCAGCCUCACUCAAUGAAAUCACAGGACUCUAUAAGAUCGAACAAGAUUGCCAAAACAUUGCACCUGAAGACUUUGGAAAAUAUUUCAACCGAGUGGUUGUGCAUACAUUGAUAGGAUUUCCCUAUUUGAUUCAGAUUGUUAAUUUGGUGCGAUUUGGCCAUUUUUUUUGUACACCCCUACUUGAAAUUGUCGUUCUCGAUAUCUUUCUGCGCUAGUGAUCACGCUUGAAAUUUUUCUACAACCUACCAAGCAAACAGUACUAUAGGCGCACAUGAAAGUAACAGCUGACAACUUUUUUUUUUUUUUGACAUAAAAUCUAAUGCUUUGUUUGGAAGAGAAGGAAGAAGUGAGGUUGAAAAGCAUUUUUUUUUUUGUAUUGGUACACUAUUAACGAAAAUAGCAAUUUGUAUGCCCAAAGAAACUUAUUUUCGUUCAAGUUAUCUAUUAUUAUUCUUUUUUAGCUAGUUAUUACAAGCGGAUAGGAUUAAAAUUGCAGAUUUAGUUAUUAGCAAAUGAGUAUCUUUAAAUAAGAUGAACAAUAAUUAAUUCCCAUCCCUAAGUUUAGGACAUGUGUCUGGUUAGUAAUGUCCAACAAUUCAUUGCCAUUAACUGGAUGAAAGGAACGCUUUAACAGCAUUUUGCUUCGUGCUAAUUAGAGAGGAGUCGAACCUAAAAUUUUUGAGGGUUUGAGUCCAUAUCUUGAAAUUAUAUUUUUAUUUUUUGAGUUUCUGUAUCCCAAAUUCAAAGAACUUUCGCUAAAUUGAAUAGUAAUACCAAUUAAGCUCUCCUUUAAUGGAUUGCUGAAUCUAUGAGUUUCAUUUAUUUUCUUCCUUUCUACUGAAGAAAGGUUUGCAAAUCUGAACCUAAAAGAGGUGAAGAUGACCACCAAGGUGAAAGGCCUUCUUAAAGGCCUUCGUUAUAUUUCUCAAAUAUUUGAUGAGGAGAAAGAAAAAGAAAUACAGAUUGGUUUUCCCACAGAUGUAAAGCAUGUUGCCCAUAUAGGAUGGGAUGGACCAUCAACAGAUAAUCCAAGCUGGAUGAAAGAAUUCAAUGGACCAGGACAAUUUCAGUCAGCACCUUUGGUUCCUCCUCCAGUAGAUAUUCCUAAAGAGCAUCCUGAAAUACAAUGGGUUUCUGAAGAUUCAAACAGAGGGUCGAGAAAUGCAAAUCCUUCUUCGACCAACGGAGAUCAACAACAACCACCAAAAUCAGCCAGGCGUCAUUCUUCUUCUACAGACAACUCCAGCACCGGCACUGAUUCUCCUAAAAAAUCUCGAAGUUCCCGCCGACACCACCGGAAAGACUCCGCUGACGGUUCCAAACACGGCAGAAUCCACCUAGAUGCCGCCGGAUCAGAAUCUCCGGCGAGAGAUCUCCCGGAGAUUCCUAAAAAAUCACGGCGGAAGAAGUCUAAGGAAUCUGUCCCCGGCGGCGGUACGGUUGCCGGAUCACGAUCGUCGAAGAAUAAAGGCACUUCUUCUUCUUCUAGUACAGUUGCAGCAUUGGAUACUACCAGGUCGAGACCCGACCCGGGAAACAGUGAAAGCAUCCUUUCAUAACAUGAAAAAAAAAAAAUUAACAAUAAAAAUGUACUCGAAUGCAUUUUAUCUUCUUUUUUUUUUCUUUUAUUCUUGUUUUGAUAGUUUAGUUAAGAUCCAUAAAUGUUUGUAAAACCUUAAAAAGUUUUAUAUUACGUUCAUAGAAAUUAUGUACCAUUUAACAUUUACAUACCUUCAUUACACAGGUUUUUUUUUUUUUUUUUUUUUCUGUAAAUCUCUCUGUGAAUACGGGGAAAGGAAAAGGGAAAUGUCAUCUUCAUAUAAUCUUUUCAUUUUAGCACAUCCAAAUUUUACACAAUAUCCCACUAAUAAGUUUAUCUAUACGCACACACUUUUAAAAUAUUUGGUCUUUAACGUAUAAACAUGAUGAAACUAAUACUUUUAAUAUAUUUUAAGUAGUGCAAUGUUGUCAAAGUAACUUAUACUCCCUCCAUUUCAAUUUAUGUGAACUCAUUUAACUAGACACGAAAUUUAAAAAAAUAGAAAAGACUUUUAAACUUGUGACAUAAAAUGAAUCACAUAUAUUUUGUGUGACUAUAAAUCAUUGCAUAAAGAUAAAUUAUUUCUAAAUAUAAAAAAAAUUUUUUUUACACAAACUCAUAAAGAAAUAAGUUCACAUAAAUUGAAAUCGGAGUACAAGUUAUAGUUCAAAGGCGGUCGCUACACUUGUUCAAUUCAUUCCAGCUGUCUAAAGCCUAGAUAUCGAAGUAUCAGUACCUAUGCUAGUGAGAUAUAGCUAAUACCGGUGCAUUAGUGA
This is a messenger RNA of Lycium barbarum (goji berry), 2594 nucleotides long. RefSeq names its product CRIB domain-containing protein RIC6-like. NCBI's taxonomy places the organism in Eukaryota, Viridiplantae, Streptophyta, Magnoliopsida, Solanales, Solanaceae. The record is from RefSeq and is a predicted model, not a curated record. The transcript has 4 exons. Bases 1157 to 1837 code for a protein of 226 amino acids.